GUAUCGGAGUCGGUGAAGUUGGGGACGACGAGCUUUUCCUAUUAAUAUGUCCAGCCCUAAGCGAAGGUACUUUUUCUUUGUGGUCAGAACUGGUCGACUUGGCGUAAGUGGUAGGAGAAGACAUCGCCGCCGCCGGCUUCCAUGGGAGAUGAGACGAUUGGCCGGCUGUUCCGGAUCCGGCGGACGGUGAUGCAGAUGUUGAGGGAUCGGGGCUACCUGGUGGUGGACUUCGAGAUCAACAUGACCAAGCUCGACUUCCUCCACAAGUUCGGGGAGGGCGUCAAGCGCGAGGAUCUCCUCAUCAACAAGUCCAGGAAGAACGACCCCACUGACCAGAUAUAUGUUUUCUUUCCAAAUGAUGAGAAGGUUGGUAUGAAGCACAUUAAAAAGUAUGUUGAAUUAAUGAAAGCAGAGAGUGUGCCAAGAGCAAUAUUAGUUCUUCAGCAAAAUCUGACUCCAUUUGCAAAAUCAUAUCUUCAAGAGCUAUCACCGAAGUAUCAUCUGGAGGUUUUUCAGGAGGCUGAGCUGCUGGUGAACAUUAAAGACCAUGUGCUUGUUGCAGAGCAUCAGAUGCUUACUAACGAGGAAAAAAAGACUUUAUUAGAGCGUUAUACUCUAAAAGAAACUCAGCUUCCUCGUAUUCAAGUUACUGACCCCAUUGCAAGAUACUAUGGUCUUAAGCGCGGACAAGUCGUUAAGAUCAUUCGCCCCAGUGAAACUGCAGGGAGAUAUGUUACCUACAGAUACGUCGUGUAGCUGCACCAGAGAUUGCCUAUGUUGUAAGGCAAACGAUUUCAAUAGUUUGAUUAAGGUCUUACCCACCAAAUGAACUUACUAGCAAACCAUAAAUGCUACAUUGUUAAUGUUGUAUUUUUACUGAAUAAACAAAUAAAUAAAAGCUACAUUGUUAAUGUUGUAUUUUUACUGAAUAAACAAAUAAAUAAAAGCCUUGUGUGACUGUGUGGAAAAUAUUUAUUAAAUGCUUUUACUGUGAUA
Molecule: messenger RNA, 996 nt
Organism: Musa acuminata AAA Group (dessert banana)
Lineage: Eukaryota; Viridiplantae; Streptophyta; Magnoliopsida; Zingiberales; Musaceae
Product: DNA-directed RNA polymerases II and IV subunit 5A-like
Exons: 4
Coding region: 142-756 (204 amino acids)
Biological process (GO): DNA-templated transcription
Cellular component (GO): RNA polymerase I complex; RNA polymerase II, core complex; RNA polymerase III complex
Molecular function (GO): DNA binding
Source: RefSeq, a predicted model, not a curated record